UUGCGCGUGGCGCACGGGGUGGGAGCGGAGCCCAGACCGGGAGCAGGCACCACCGCCAGCGACCAUGGGGAACGUGUUGGCCGCUAGCUCGCCGCCCGCAGGGCCGCCGCCUCCACCUGCGCCGGCCCUCGUGGGUCUGCCGCCACCUCCGCCCUCGCCGCCGGGCUUCACGCUGCCGCCGCUGGGAGGUGGCCUGGGUGCAGGGGCCAGCGCAGGUCGAGGUUCGGAACGGACCCCGGACCCCGGGGCUGCCACCGUCAGUGCCGCAGGGGUGGCUGACGACGACGGGGCCUGCGGCUGCCUGCCCAACCCCGGCACGUUUGAGGAGUGCCACCAGAAGUACAAGGAGCUGUUUCCCAUUCAGAUGGAGGGUGUCAAGCUUACAGUCAACAAAGGGUUGAGUAACCAUUUCCAGGUGAACCACACAGUAGCCCUCAGCACGAUCGGGGGAUCCAACUACCACUUCGGGGUCACAUAUGUGGGAACAAAGCAGUUGAGUCCCACAGAGGCGUCCCCUGUGCUGGUAGGCGACAUGGACAACAGUGGCAGCCUCAAUGCUCAGGUCAUUCACCAGCUGGGCCCUGGCCUCAGGUCCAAGAUGGCUAUCCAGACCCAGCAGGCCAAGUUUGUGAACUGGCAGGUGGACCGGGAGUACCGGGGUUCUGACUUCACGGCGGCCGUCACCUUGGGGAACCCAGACGUCCUGGUGGGUUCAGGAAUCCUCAUGGCCCACUACCUCCAGAGCAUCACGCCGUGUCUGGCCCUGGGUGGCGAGCUGGUCUACCACCGGCGGCCUGGUGAGGAAGGCACCGUCAUGUCGCUGGCUGGGAAAUACACACUGAACAACGGGUUGGCCACAGUGACGUUGGGCCAAGCAGGCAUGCACGCGACCUACUACCACAAAGCCAGUGACCAGCUGCAGGUGGGCGUGGAGUUCGAGGCCGGCACGAGGAUGCAGGACACCAGUGUCUCCUUCGGGUACCAGCUGGACCUGCCCAAGGCCAACCUCCUCUUCAAAGGCUCUGUGGACAGCAACUGGAUCGUGGGCGCCACGCUGGAGAAGAAGCUCCCGCCCCUGACGCUGGCACUCGGGGCCUUCCUGAACCACCACAAGCGCAAGAACAAGUUCCAGUGCGGCUUCGGGCUAACCAUUGGCUGA
Sciurus carolinensis (gray squirrel) is the source of this 1159-nucleotide messenger RNA. RefSeq names its product mitochondrial import receptor subunit TOM40 homolog. NCBI's taxonomy places the organism in Eukaryota, Metazoa, Chordata, Mammalia, Rodentia, Sciuridae. Gene Ontology annotation, molecular function: transmembrane protein transporter activity. Gene Ontology annotation, biological process: protein import into mitochondrial matrix. The record is from RefSeq and is a predicted model, not a curated record. Gene Ontology annotation, cellular component: mitochondrial outer membrane translocase complex; mitochondrial outer membrane.